Messenger RNA from Leptopilina heterotoma, 2712 nucleotides. Its product is annotated as glucose dehydrogenase [FAD, quinone]-like. Lineage: Eukaryota; Metazoa; Arthropoda; Insecta; Hymenoptera; Figitidae. The transcript is spliced from 4 exons. The record is from RefSeq and is a predicted model, not a curated record. Gene Ontology annotation, molecular function: flavin adenine dinucleotide binding; ecdysone oxidase activity. The coding region runs from base 156 to 2033 and encodes 625 amino acids.
UUUUUUUUUGAAUCCUAAAUAAGGAGGGGUUUUCAAUGCAAUAUCUUUGAAUCUCAUUCUUCGUCAGACUGCGUUGACGAAUAGAACCGAGUUCAUGAAGUUCUACAAACAACUGGCGUCUUUUGAAUAAAAGCCAACAAAACAAGAAAACAAUAAUGGAGGCUUGCAUAGGCCAAAGUUGCGCCCUGGCAGCGAGUGGUACCCCAACGGGCCUGCUCUUCAUCGAAUUAGUGCGAACCCUCUUAGGCGCACAAUGCGCUCUAAAUAACGACAACAUUUAUCCCCCCGACAGAACAUCCGAAUUAGUUGAUGAAAAUUUAGAAUUCGACUUUGUAAUCGUCGGCGGUGGAACGGCAGGUUCCGUUCUUGCGAGUCGCCUAUCGGAAGUGAGCAGCUGGAAGAUUCUCCUCAUCGAGGAGGGUAAGAAUCCAUCGGUGAAGAGUCGAAUUCCAUCGAUGCUCUUAGCACUGCAGCACAGCGAUGAGGAUUACAAAUAUGAAGUCGAGCCAAAUGAAAAUUACUGCCAAGGAAUGAAAGGCAAAGUGUGCCACUGGUCGAAAGGCAAGGCACUCGGCGGCAGUUCCGUAACAAAUGCAAUGCUACAUGUCCAUGGCAAUGAUCGCGAUUACGAUCAAUGGGCAAAAAUGGGAAACGACGGCUGGAGUUACGAGCAAGUUUUACCCUAUUUCCGAAAGUCCGAAAGUUAUAAUCCCGAAUUUGCAGCUCGAUUAGGCAGCAAAUAUUUCGGAACAAAUGGUCCCUUGCCCAUUCGAAAGUUCAAUCACUCCUCGAGUUCUAUGUCCGAUCUUUUAAUACAGGCCGGACGUGAUUUGGGAAUUCCAGAAUUGGAAUCCUUCAACGCAAAGGACUACAUUGGUUUUGGAAAAUCAGACGGAACAUUGAACAAUGGCUUGCGAGUGAAUGCAGCAGAGGCUUUCCUUGCUCCGGCAAAGGAUAGAGAAAAUUUAUACGUUAUCACAUCGGCAACAGGACAAAAAAUUAUAAUGUCUGGCAAGAAGGCAACUGGCGUUCGUGUCAAAUUGAGCGACGAUCGUGUCAUCGACGUGAAGGCCUCAAAAGAAGUGAUCCUAUCCGCUGGCGCCAUCGAGACUCCAAAAUUGCUAAUGCUCUCGGGAAUAGGUCCUAAAAAUCAUCUCAAGGAAUUUGGAAUUUCUACUUUAGUCGAUUUGCCAGUGGGACAAAAUUUACAGGAUCAUGCACUGACCACUGGUGUACAGUUUACCUAUGACAACAAAUCUUAUGCCGGUUGGAAGCCUAGUGAUCUGUUGGACUCUGCCUACACAUUUUUGGUUCACAAAAGAGGUGAACUUGCAGCAACCGGUGGCAUCGACCUCCUGGCCUUCGUCAACGUCGACGAUCCAUCCUCAAAAUAUCCAAACGUCGAAUUUCACAACGCGCAUUUCCCCCAAAACUACCUAUUGCCACUGAACAUAAUGCUCCAAGCAUUCAGCACAGAAGACGAGCUUAACACUCAACUUCUUGAAGCUGCAUCGAAAAACGAUCUCAUAUUCCUCCUGAUGACCGUCCUUAAUCCAAAAAGUGUCGGAGAAGUGAAAUUACGAAGCAACGAUCCCAAGGAUCGAGUGAAAAUAAUCGCCAACUACUUGAAGCAUCCGGAUGACGUGAAAACAUUACUCAAGGGAAUAGAGUUCCUUCGCUCACUGAUGAAGACAAAAACACUGCAGAAUGCCGGUUUCAAGUGGAAUAAAUUCGACAUUCCCGGCUGUAGGGACACGAAAUACGACUCUGACGAUUAUUGGAAGUGUAAUUUUAAGCACACCUACAAUACCGUUUAUCAUGCAGUGGGAACGGCGAAAAUGGGACCGAGUAGUGAUAAGGGAGCUGUCGUUGAUCCAAGACUCAAAGUUCAUGGAGUCGAGAGACUUCGCGUUAUUGAUGCGUCGAUAAUGCCCAAAAUUCCGAGCGCAAAUAUUAAUUCGGCUACUUUGAUGAUUGCCGAGAAGGGGGCCGAUAUGAUUAAGGAGGACUGGCCCGAGAGGGAUGAAUUGUAAACUCAAUUGUGAUAAUUAGUUGUUGGUGUUAAUCUUACUUUCUAUUUUAAUUCAUUAAUUAACAAUAUACCCCGUUCAAUUUACUAUUCAGUAAAUAUAUUAUGUAUUUAAUAUCGUAAAUCAAUUUUAGCAUUAGUAAAAUGAACACAAAUAUGUUCAUUUUAUUAAUAUAAAAAUAAAAAAUCUGAGUCGGUACGAAUUGGUGGAAGCGUCAAGUGGAUAGAAAGAGUCAGAGUGGAUCUAACGUCCCCUCUUCUUACUCUCUCUAGAGACGCAUGCGCAAAGAGGGGCGACUGCGCUUGCGCCACUAUUUUCAACCAAUGGGAGAGUGAGAGUGGCGCAAGCGCAGUUGCUUUUCGUGACUGUCGCGCCUGCGCUAGAAGACAAACACAAAGGAGGGGACGUUAGAUACACUAGCUGACUCUUUUUAUCGACCUACUGCGCUUUCAGUAUUUUCAUAUUCGCACAAAAAUUUAAAUAUAAAUCCACACACAAAUUAUUAUUCAUAAAACACUAAUUACUAAUAAUAAGAAAAAUAAUAAUAAAAAUAGUCAUAAAAAUAAUAAUAAAGAUCUUUAUACCUAUUCUUUAUAACCUAACAGAUAUAUUCGUCUCACAGCCAAAUGUAAAUUUGUUACACAUUCAUUUUUAUUGAUCCAAAUAAAAAUUUUAUUUUCCC